AUGACAAUCUUGUCGUGGAGAGGAGAGUAUUACUUAUAUGACUUUCAGUGGCGGUCUGGCUUGGCUUGCCAGAUAACUGGGGCUACUUCAUUGCUAUCCAGUGAGGUCUCUCUGAUGCUGAUGGCUUUGAUAUCUGCAGACCGACUCAAGAACAUUGUGUUCCCGUUCAGAGCUGCAUACCUCGCCAUAUUCAUAAGCAGAGUGCAGGUCAAAAACCAAUCAGCCAACACAAGGAGGGAGACAGGUCUUGCCAAAAGAUUGUUCUUCAUCAUCUUCACUGAUUGUCUCUGCUGGAUGCCAAUCAUCGUGUUUGGUCUGAGGUCGGUUUUGGAAAAGAUGUACAAAACCCCGGGAGAUCUGGCCGUGUGGAUUGCUGUGUUUGCUUUGCCCAUCAAUUCAGCAAUAAACCCGAUUCUGUACACGUUAGCAACACGGAAGGUAUAGAGUAACUUUUCCUUUUCAUGUUUAAACUCUAAG
This is a messenger RNA of Stylophora pistillata, 477 nucleotides long. RefSeq names its product relaxin receptor 2-like. NCBI's taxonomy places the organism in Eukaryota, Metazoa, Cnidaria, Anthozoa, Scleractinia, Pocilloporidae. The record is from RefSeq and is a predicted model, not a curated record.